UAGGGUCUCCUGCUUGGGCAGGGGGUUGGACUAGGUGACCUACAAGGUCCCUUCUAACUCUGCUAAUCUGUUAAGAUCUGUGGAUAAAUGCCACAGCUCUGAGACUGUGAUUCUCCCUCAGGGCUCAGAGUUUUUUUUCUCUUUCAGUGCAGGCCCCUGUUGAUGGACCAGCGGAUUCUGAGAUCCCCUCUGGCCAGAUUCUGCGUGGCUUGGCUCUCCCUGCAGGCCAUAUGCCGUUUUGUCCAGGGUGAGCCGCGUGACUUGCUGGCUAGCGAAGUUGCUGGGCCUCCGCUGGAAGACGCCACCCAAGAGCAUGGUUACUACCUGCAGCAAUUGUUUCGGCAAUAUGGUGAGAACGGCACUUUGUCCUUCGAGGGCCUGACCCGCCUCCUGCUAAGCCUGGGGCUGGGGAAGGUGCAGGUGGUGGAGAUUGAACACGAGGAACUGGGACACGGUCAUGUCUCCCAUCUGGACAUCCUUGAGGUGCAGGAGAACAAGCACCUGCACUCCCACUCGGCACUGGAUCACAUCAGCAAGACAGAGCACGGGGCCAAGACUCAAGUGGAGACUGUCACCACCACCAGCCCAGGAUUCUCUCCCGUCAGCCAUGUCCUCAAGCCCAGCUUUGGGCAAGGCCGAGGGAAAUCUGACAAGGAGAAAGAGGGAAAAUUUCAUGUCUCCCCAUGGACAUUCAAAGCUGAACUUUCUGGAGGGAGUAUUUCCUUGGAUCAUUCUGUCUUCAAUCACCUGCAUGAAGAUUGCCUCAAUGUGUCUCAGCUACUUGUCAAUUUUGGCAUGAAUACCGUUUCCAAAAUCACUCCAAAACAGUUCACCCUGCUGUGCCCAGCCCUGCUCUACCAGAUCGAUAGCCGUGUUUGCAUCCAGCACUUGGACGAUGUGACUUUUGACACAGCCGGGAAGUUCCCUCUGGAUUGUAAGCCCUUCCGCCCUUCUCAAAUCACGUCUCCAGUGAGGCUGGGCUGGGGAUUUUUGGCUAUCACCCUGACCAGCUUGCCCUCAGCACUGGCCAUCAUCUUGGUUGCCCCUACUCAGUGGAGAAAUCUUCCAGUUCCUCCUGACUUUUCUGGUGGCGUUGGCUGUGGGACAUUGUGUGGGGAUGCUUUGCUGCACCUCUGGCCACACGCACAAGUGAGCUCCCACGGCUUGCUGUCCUCAGAAGAAGAUGGCAUUCUGAAGGGUCUAUGUGUCCUAGGAGGCAUUUACUUUCUCUUCCUCACUGAGAAUCUCAUGGGAACCCUCAACCAAAUUCGUGCAAAGUGGGUAAGAGGUGCACUGGAUUAUAACACUCCUCAGGGCAGGAAAAGAUUCAUAUAUAUUCAAAUAUAUCAUAUUCAUAUGCCUAAUCCAAGUCAAACAAGCAAAAAUGUCUUAUAUGCUAAGGUUUCCCCUAGAACCAUGAUGGCAAGCCUAUGGCAUGCGUGCCACAGGUGGUGGGCACACAAGCCGUUGCCCCAACUCAGCUCCACCACACAUAUGUGCGCACCUCCCGUCGCCCAGCUGAUUUUUGGGUCUCUGCCAUGCAUGUGUAGGGGGCGGAGUGCAUGUGGGCCUAAAACAGGGUGCAAGGAAGGGGAGCGAGGGGGGGUCAUACGGAGAUCACACACACAUGCGCAGGGAGCAGUGAGUGUCGCAUGCACAUUGCAUUAUGGGUGCGGGUGCAUGCUCUCACAUACAUGCGUGCUUUUGGCACGCGAUGACAAAAAGGUUAGCCAUCACCGCCCUGGAACGAGAAAAUACAUCUCUGAACUAUGGCCAUGUUAUACUUCUGGCCUCCAUUACAAGGAGACUAUAUCCUCUGGCAUCAUUAGGAUGGGGUUCAAAUCUCAAUAUGGUUUAAAAAAAAGUUUUGCUUUUACUGGACAGAAACGUACCGCUGGAAAGCAACCUGAGCAAUCGUCUACUAAGGUGGAUGAGAAUGACGCAGAGAGGACAUUGCAUAGUCUAAACUUUUCAGGUGCUGAAUUGCAGAGUCUGAGAGUGCCAGAAGAGGACACUGGAAAUGUAUAUGGCGAAGUCCAAGACUGCUCCAUUCAAAUUCGCAACUCAGAAGAUCACAGGACAAGCCUGGAGAAGCAAAGAGAAGAGAUAGAUCACCAUGGUCACUCCCACAGCCCAGCUGGGACUCUCAAGGCUGGGAUAGCUGACAUCGCUUGGAUGGUUAUCCUUGGGGAUGGGGUACACAAUUUCACAGAUGGAUUGGCAAUAGGGGCUGCCUUCUCGGAUGGACUCUCCAGUGGCUUAAGCACUAUGUUGGCAGUCCUCUGCCAUGAACUUCCCCAUGAACUGGGAGACUGUGCUGUCCUAAUCCGGGCGGGCAUGCCACUCCGAUGGGUGCUGUUGUUUAACCUGCUGUCUGCUUUCCUGGCUUAUUGGGGCAUGGUGUUAGGGACAAUUGUCAGUCAGAGCACUUCCCAAGUCACUCCCUGGAUCUUUGCCAUCACAGCUGGUGUUUUUCUUUAUGUAGCUCUGGUUGAUAUGCUACCUGAAAUGUUGCAGCGGCAUUCUACCAGCAGCAAAAAAAGAUCUGGACACUUCCUUCUCCAGAACCUAGGAUUUAUCAGUGGAGGUGGCCUUAUGCUCUGCAUUGCUCUCUUCGAAGAACCACAUCAGUGUCCGCAUGAAUGAGUAGGGCAUUUCAAAAGGAAUUCCCAGCUGCAAGGCAAAAAGCACUCCCGGCUCCAUUGUCAGUUAUGACUGUCUUCUUUCCUGGAGCUGAAAAGGCAGCUGUAAAAUCCUUCACUGCAAUUGAGUAAUCCAAGGAAGUUGGAGAGGCGAACAAAGAAAGUUUGGGAGAGUGGGACAAACUCUUUUGCUGACUGCCCCGAUCCUGUGUUCAUGAGUAUGGUGGCAGUAAAACUUUGUGCCAUGAAAAUUUAUGUCUUGAUUCAGCCUGCUUGACG
Messenger RNA from Thamnophis elegans (Western terrestrial garter snake), 2921 nucleotides. RefSeq names its product zinc transporter ZIP10-like. The record is from RefSeq and is a predicted model, not a curated record. Gene Ontology annotation, biological process: intracellular zinc ion homeostasis; BMP signaling pathway; zinc ion import across plasma membrane. Gene Ontology annotation, molecular function: zinc ion transmembrane transporter activity. NCBI's taxonomy places the organism in Eukaryota, Metazoa, Chordata, Lepidosauria, Squamata, Natricidae. Gene Ontology annotation, cellular component: membrane.